Molecule: messenger RNA, 326 nt
Organism: Entrophospora candida
Lineage: Eukaryota; Fungi; Glomeromycota; Glomeromycetes; Entrophosporales; Entrophosporaceae
Source: the annotation of a GenBank genome assembly
ACUUUGUUCCUAAUUAUGACGACAAUUACAUUCAUCAAACUCCUGGAAACAAUAAUUACAUUCAUCAAAACCUUGAAGACAAUAAUUACAUUCAUCAAACUCCUGGAAACAAUUACAUUCAUCAAAACCCUGGAGACAAUAAUUACAUUCAUCAAACUCCUGGAAACAAUUACAUUAUUUAUCAAAACCCUGGAAACAAUAAUUACAUUCAUCAAAACCUUGGAGACAAUAAUUUAGGUCACCAAAACAGCCAGAACUCUGUCAAAAAUAAUUACAUUGAUCAAAACUCCGGCGACGCCAAGUACUUUAGAAAUAAUUCUAUAUGA